Molecule: messenger RNA, 699 nt
Organism: Sphaeroforma arctica JP610
Lineage: Eukaryota; Ichthyosporea; Ichthyophonida
Exons: 1
Coding region: 1-699 (232 amino acids)
Source: RefSeq, a predicted model, not a curated record
AUGACAAAAACGAAGGAUAAGUCCACAAAAUUAAAAGGAUUUACGGUGGGAAUCGCGAAGCCGACAGACACUCCUGCACUAGCUGCGGGUGCAGCGACAGCGGAAGUAACACUGACGCAUACCGUGGCAGUUCCUUCAAGACGGAAACGUAAGAAACUGACUGACUCAGGCGUAGGGGCUUUAGGCAGUAGCGCGGCUACAGCAAAAGUGAAAGCCACAAAGAAUGUCAAAUCAAGAAAGGGAUCUACAGCCGCUUCAACUCCUUCAGAUACAUCCGGAGCAGCGGAGGAAGUACGCCAUGCACUCGAAUCGGAAGUAGGAUCAGAGGGUGAUUCCGAAUCAGACCCAACAGUAAAGGUUAUGAAAAGAGAUCAAAAUGCAAUAUGCAACCUACCUCCCCUGGUACACACUCUCAGAUCUGCUGACAAAAGACAAGAGGAAGAGGUGGAACAAGUCCAUAACGAGGUAGAUUCUGAUGUAGAUGGCAUUGAAGAGCAUCCAAUACUACUGGAAGAUAAAGGGAAGGAGCCAGCGCAGAAUCGACAUCCAGCAGAGUUUACUGUUGAUGAAAUGCUACAAUUUGUGUAUUCAAUGGAUCGCUUGGAUGUAACAGUUGUUCACUCCAAAAACAACCAACCGGUGGAUGCAAGAAGAAGAAGAUAUGGAGAUCCAAUCACCGCAUUGGACUCGGAAUUAUGA